This is a messenger RNA of Ustilaginoidea virens, 1350 nucleotides long. RefSeq lists its product as uncharacterized. The transcript has a single exon. The record is from RefSeq and is a predicted model, not a curated record. Gene Ontology annotation, cellular component: nucleus; elongin complex. Lineage: Eukaryota; Fungi; Ascomycota; Sordariomycetes; Hypocreales; Clavicipitaceae. Bases 1 to 1350 code for a protein of 449 amino acids. Gene Ontology annotation, biological process: transcription elongation by RNA polymerase II.
AUGCCCGUCAGGUCGCUGUUUGACCUCGCUACUGCGACUUGUGUCAAGAACCUCCGAGGGCUCGAGAGCAUAGGAGAUUAUCUGCCCUACGAGGCCGUCCGCCACAUCCUGCUCAAGGUCGACAGCGCGGCUCAGCUGCGGCUAAUCGAAAUCAACUCGCCCCAAAUCCAGGGCCAGACGGGCGAGAUAUGGCUCAAGCUCAUCGAGAAGGACUUCCCCAUGGAGUACAAGGCCAAGGCCUACAAGCCCCAGAACCCGGACCGAUGGUUCCGAGUCUGGGACAAGUACAAAAGGGACCACGACGCUGCCCUCCAGGAGAGCGAGGACAAGCUCAAGAACGCCCUGGCCGGCCUGAAGCAGGCCAAGGAAAACAACACGAGCCGCAUCAUUGAGCGGAAACUGCUGCCCAAAUCCGUCAGGCUGGGCGGAGGCAAGCGACUGUACGGCGGCAGCAGGGACGCGCACUCGAAUCACCUGUCCUUCAAUGCCGGAAGCCGAACAAAGACCGCCAACGGGGCCAGCGUGAUGCGCAAGGUGCGCCGCGAAGUCAAGGAGAUUGCCACCAUCCACGGCGCCUUGUCGAGGCCGAUCCGCUUGCCGAGAAGGAUGCCGGCCGUUCAAAAGGCGCCCGCAUCCAUGGUGACAGACUAUCGGAGGGCAGCACAGCCGCAGUACCAAUCCCUCGCCCAACCACCGGAUCCGUCGGCGGCGGCCAUGGCGGAACACGUGGAACGCGCCACGUAUAUUUCCGACUCGGAUGAGGACGGUGGUGGCGGUGGUCAUGGCGAUGGUCAUGGCGAUGGUCAUGGCGAUGGCGAUGGCGACGGCGAUGACGGUUGCGACCGCCUGUUUGAUGAGGAUGGCGGCGGAUCGUCCCAAGCCCCCUUGGAACCGAAAACCAGGACGGCACUUCAAUCGCCCCCCCAAUCGCUGCCGAAACCGAGGCCACCAAUUUCAUCCGCUUCUUCUUCGUCGUUGUCGCGCCCUUCAAAGUCGGCAAGCGAAAGCUCGAGAACCAGCCCGGUGAAGCGAGUCUCGGGUAUACUAUCAAACAAGUACAAGGGCUCGGUGACAACAGCGCAGCCCAGAGCGUCUGCGUCCAGCCCUCCGCCAAAGGCCUUGGUGAGAGCUUCUCCCAUGCCUCAACCUCAACCGGAGCCCCCUAGAGCAGCGCAACACCUCCCUCGCACCCAGACAUGUCCUCUGCGGGGUGCCUCUGCCGGUCCAGGUCCAGCAUCCCCCCCAGCCAGCGAAUCUUCACCCCCCGGGCCACCACCACCACCAGACGGCAUCCUGCGAAAACGCAAGGCAGUCGACAUAUUCAUGAGGCGUAAGAAGCGGUCUGCUUAA